Helianthus annuus (common sunflower) is the source of this 1838-nucleotide messenger RNA. RefSeq names its product abscisic acid 8'-hydroxylase 4. Bases 159 to 1598 code for a protein of 479 amino acids. Gene Ontology annotation, molecular function: iron ion binding; (+)-abscisic acid 8'-hydroxylase activity; heme binding. Lineage: Eukaryota; Viridiplantae; Streptophyta; Magnoliopsida; Asterales; Asteraceae. The record is from RefSeq and is a predicted model, not a curated record. The transcript has 9 exons. Gene Ontology annotation, biological process: sterol metabolic process.
GUUAUGAGGAUUUGAAAAUGAGUGGCAAAUACGUAAGAUAUACAUAUAAUUCACCUCUUGUGGUGAGAUUGAACCAUGUGUCUCUAUAUAAACCCCAUGACCCCUAUGCCCUCACAUUAUAGGAUCUUGUCGAGCAAACAUCUUGUACAAGAUUCAACAUGUUCUUAACCGAAUUAAACCAACUGUCCAUGAAGCUUUCAGCAACUAUUUUUUAUUCAAUAAUCUUUUUAUCUUCCCUUUUCUCUUAUUGUUUUUUCAAAAAAGAAAAGAGGUUGCAUAAAACUAGAGCUAAGCUUCCCCCAGGUUCAAUGGGAUGGCCUUGCAUUGGAGAAACUCUGCAAAUGUAUACGCAAGACCCGAACGUCUUUUUCGCUUCAAAACAGAGAAGAUAUGGAGAUAUAUUCAAAACCCAAAUACUUGGAUACCCUUGUGUAAUGCUAGCAAGCCCCGAGGCUGCUCGGUUUGUACUGGUGGCCCAACCUCAUCUGUUUAAACCUACCUACCCAAAAUGUAAAGAGAAUUUGAUCGGGCCAUCGGCCCUGUUUUUCCACACGGGAAAUUACCAUGCCCGCAUGAGGAAACUAGUUCAAAGCUCAUUUUCUCCAGAAGCGACACGAAGACUAGUUCCCGAUAUUGAAAAUAUAGCCUUAUCAAGCUUGGAAUCAUGGGCCAAUGGUCAAGUCAUUAACACCUUCCAUGAGAUGAAGAAGUUUGCGUUUGAGGUAGGCGUUUUGUCUAUCUUCGGCCAGUUAGACAAGAUUUAUCGAGAUAUGCUGAGGGAGAACUAUAGCAUUUUAGAAAAAGGUUACAACUGUUUCCCAACAAAACUACCUGGAACUGCAUAUCAUAAAUCUUUAAUGGCAAGGAGGAGGCUUAAACAGAUUCUUGGUGAGAUUGUGAACGAAAGGAAGGAGAAAAAACUGUUAACGAACAAUCUCUUGAGCCAUUUGUUGAGCUUCAAGGACGAAAAAGGAAACACGUUAAGCGAUAAUCAAAUAGCGGAUAAUAUCAUUGGGGUACUGUUUGCAGCUCAAGAUACAACAGCUAGUGUCCUAACAUGGAUACUGAAAUAUCUUCAUGAUGAUCCUAAACUUCUAGAUGUUGUAAAGGGAGAGCAGAAGGCGAUUUGUGAGUCUGAAUAUGGAGAGAACCGGUCUUUGACUUGGUCAAUGACAAGAAAAAUGCCAUUAACAUAUAGAGUAAUAUUAGAGAGCCUGAGGAAAGCAAGUAUCAUAUCCUUUACUUUUAGGGAAGCAACGGCCGACAUUGAAUACGAGGGGUAUCUAAUCCCGAAAGGAUGGAAAGUGAUGCCACUGUUCAGGAACAUUCAUCAUAAUCCAGAAUUCUUUGUGGAACCUGAAAACUUUGAUCCCUUCAGAUUCGAGAAUCCUCCAAAACCGAACACAUACUUGCCGUUUGGCAACGGAAUACAUGCUUGUCCAGGCAAUGAACUUGCAAAGCUUGAGAUGCUUGUUCUACUCCACCAUAUGCUUACAAAGUAUAGGUGGGAACUGGUGGGUCCAGCAGACUUGAUACAGUAUAGUCCAUUCCCAGUUCCGGAGCAUGGGCUAAGAGCUCGGUUCAAGAAAGAACUUUGACAGCCAACAAGUGUCCUUUCUAGAAAGAAUAUACGUCUUUAAUUCAGUUAACGAUUACCAGCGUGUACUGCAUGCCCUAUGUGUUUUUUCCAGGGUCUAGCUUACAGCUACAGCUACCGAAUCAUCGAUGCUUAUCGUAUCUGUAAUGUAUUCAUGAUGUCAAAGGUUGCGUUGUAUUUUAUUAUCAACAUGCCCUUACGGGCCAUAUGUAUGCAACAAUAAAGAAAUCUAUUACUAUGA